Zygotorulaspora mrakii is the source of this 2034-nucleotide messenger RNA. RefSeq lists its product as uncharacterized. The transcript has a single exon. Gene Ontology annotation, biological process: amine metabolic process. Bases 1 to 2034 code for a protein of 677 amino acids. Gene Ontology annotation, molecular function: copper ion binding; quinone binding; primary methylamine oxidase activity. Lineage: Eukaryota; Fungi; Ascomycota; Saccharomycetes; Saccharomycetales; Saccharomycetaceae. The record is from RefSeq and is a predicted model, not a curated record.
AUGGCAAACCUGCAUAUAUUUGACCCUGUCACUGACGAGGAGAUUGUGACCGCGACCAGUUUGCUCAAGGAUUUGCAUGGUGACGGUAAACUGUCGUUUUCACAAGUAGACAGAUUAGAUCCUCCAAAGAAGGAUGCGAUUAAGUAUCUUGAUAUCGAGAGAUACGGUGGUGGGCCAUUGCCAUAUGUUCCAAGAAGAGUGUACGCAUAUUACUAUGUAAACAAUAAGAUGCCGCUAUACAAAGCAGUUGUUAACGUGUCUGAGAAAUUCGUUAUCAGUUCCAAGAUUACUCCAGAGGGUACAGUGGGACCAUUGCAACCAGACGGUGUUGCCGCUAUCGAAAAGGCAAUCCUGGAUCAUCCGAUUGUGCAAGCGGAAAUUGCCAAAUUGAAGUUGGACAAACACACGUAUUCUCAUCCCUCCUUGGGGAAACUUAAAUAUACAGUUAUUUGUGAGCCAUGGAUGUAUGGUACAGACUCCAUUCACGAUAAGAUACCAAUGAUACAAGCCUAUAUGUAUUUGGCCGUUGAUCACAGCGAGAGUAACCAUUACAGUAUUCCGCUCAAAUUUUCACCUGUUUUUGAGUAUCUCUCUCAUAAAUUUGUUAGAAUGGACUACUUACCUUCAGGUGCUGAUGAAAGAUUCAUAACCGAAACGUUACCUCUCUCUAAAAUACCUGCAAUUGUUGAAUAUCAUCCCGAUCUAGUUGAAGACUAUCAGCCUAGGGAAGGUCUAAAACCACUUAUCAUUAGUCAACCAGAGGGGCCAUCUUUCAAUGUUGAUGGUUCUAAGAUCACCUGGCAAGGGUGGGAAUUUAGGGUGUGCUCCAAUGUCAGAGAAGGUUUUGCCAUUUACGAUGUUCAUUUCAAGGGCAGAUCUUUGUUUUACCGAGCUUCCCUAGUAGAAAUGACGGUACCUUACCUGGACUCACGUCCUCCAUUCCAUAGGAAGCAGGCCUUCGAUUUAGGCGACUGUGGGUUUGGUAACACUGCUAAUUCAUUGGCUUUAGGUUGUCAUUGUCUGGGGGUCAUCAAAUAUCUUGACACUAGAAGAUCCGAUAUGGAAGGUAAUCCUGUUUUAAUACCAUCAACCAUUUGUAUGCAUGAGCAGGAUUAUGGUUUACUAUUUUUGCACAAAAAUUAUAGAACUGACAAUUCAGUUGUGACCCGUAGAAGAGAGUUUGUCAUUCAAACAAUUGCUACCGUUGCAAACUAUGAGUAUAUCAUAAAUAUGAUAUUUGAUCAAGCUGGUGCUAUCACGGUUCAAGUAAGAGCAACAGGUAUACUUUCCACUAUGCCGAAUGAUUUAAAUAACGUUACCGAUUUUGGAACGAUUGUGGCACCCGGUGUUACAGCAGCUUUCCAUCAGCAUCUUCUAUCCUUUAGAUUUGAUACAAGGGUUGAUGGUGAUAAAAAUAGUGUAGUUUAUGAUGAUAUUGUCCCCAUGGAGGAAGAUUUGCCACACAAUAAAUAUAAUGUUGGAGGUUAUCAAAAAAGAAGUUUCGUUGAGAAAUCAGGGUCUGUUGAUCAGUCACCCUUCACAAAUAGAACUUAUAAAGUUAUCAAUGAAAACUCUAUCAAUCCUGUUACCUUGAAACCUGUUGGGUAUAAGUUUGAGAUGCCAGCGAAACAAAUGAUUUUGGCUUCUCCAAAAUCGUAUAACGUAAAGAGGGCACACUAUGCCACUAAACAGUUUUGGGUUACCAAAUAUGGAGAAGAUCAACUUUACCCAGCAGGUGAAUUUACCAACCAGUCUCAAAGGGACAAUGGUCUGGUCGACUGGGCGGAUGGUACUGACUCCGUCAGAAAUACCGAUACUGUUGUCUGGGCAACGCUUGCCUUAACUCAUCCUCCAGUCACUGAACAGUUUCCAGUCAUGACGUCAGAUUUCAUGCAAUUCCUAGUAACUCCCGCUUCAUUUUUCACUCAGAAUCCAGCACUUGACGUACCAUUAGCGUCUAAUAACUUCAACAAAUCCGUUUACUUUGAAGAGUCGGUGAACAAAUCAGCUUCCUGUUGCAAAAGCAAUUUAUGA